Teleopsis dalmanni is the source of this 3755-nucleotide messenger RNA. Its product is annotated as transcriptional regulator ATRX-like. NCBI's taxonomy places the organism in Eukaryota, Metazoa, Arthropoda, Insecta, Diptera, Diopsidae. The record is from RefSeq and is a predicted model, not a curated record. Gene Ontology annotation, molecular function: ATP binding; ATP-dependent chromatin remodeler activity; ATP hydrolysis activity. Gene Ontology annotation, cellular component: nucleus.
AUUUGGACGCAUCCUAAAGUACUGGAAAAUGCAUGGAAAAAUGCUUGGAAAAUACAACCUAAAAACAAAAAGGAAGCUCCAAGGAAGCAAUUGAAUUCAGAAGAUGAGCAACCAGAUGAUGUGUAUGAUAUACGUACUGGCGUUAUGUCUGUGACUAAUGAUUGGUGGCGUCAUCAUGUCACGGAAAAUGACUUAGAAUCAAUAAUGCCAAGCAAUAAAUUACGUACAAUGUUUGAAAUUUUACGUAUGUGUGAAGAGAAGGGCGAAAAAUGUCUUAUAUUUUCCGCUUUUGUGGCCGUUCUUGAUGUUGUGGAAUAUUUUUUUAAGAAAAUCGAUGGAAAUGAAGUUGAUAUUUUACGAGAUUUAAAUUUACCACAGACUAAUAUGGGUAAAAAUAGAUGGGCAGCAAAUAAGGAUUACUAUAGGUUAGAUGGUAAAACGCCAAAGUCUAUUCGCCACGAAAUGAUCAAACAAUUUAAUUCACCAAAUUUUCCAAGAGCUCGAGUGUUCUUAAUAUCGGCCAAAGCUGGUGGACAAGGCAUUAAUUUAAUUGGUGCCAAUCGAGUUAUUAUACUUGACACUUCAUGGAAUCCAUCCAAUGAUCAACAAAACAUCUUUAGAAUAUUUCGUUUGGGACAAAAGAGAAACUGUUACGUUUAUCGUUUAUUAGCUAUGGGCACUAUGGAAGAAAAAGUAUAUUCCCGAUCAGUAACUAAGCAGGCUAUGAGUUUUCGAGUUGUAGAUGAGCAGCAGAUAGAUCGGCAUUAUAGCAUGGCUGAAUUAGCUGAAUUAUAUACCCUGACUAAACCAGAUAAUAGUAUGAGACCAGUACCGGUUUUCCCGCAAGAUAGUGUUCUUGCAAAUUUACUUCGAAAUUAUCCGGAUUUGGUGUACAAGUAUCAUGAGCACGACAGUUUAUUAGAAAAUAAAAUUGAACAAGAGCUCAGCGAACAAGAGAAGGCAGAUGCAUGGGCAGCCUAUGAAAGAGAUUUGCUACAAAAUGCCGAGUUUGCCAAUAUGGAAGAGAUGCUGGCAUCACAAAAUCGAAUGAACAAGUUCUUGCCACCAACCAUAGAUUUAACUCAACAAAAUUUUGGUCAAUAUCCGGCAUACUCACCUUAUUUAGGAGCUUUAUUUGAUCGCGAAAAUUUCCAAAAUCCAAUGCAACAACUAUACUUGAAUGUGGUAGAUGCAUACCGGAAAUCUCAAACACCUACAAAUUUCCCACUGAAUCCUCCAAGCACAUCACCUUUAAAUAUGAUGCCAGGCAUGCUGCCAGGUACGAGUGCAGCCCCAAAUCCCAAUCCUUUGGCUGCUUUGGGCGAUCUCAGCAUGUUUGGCGGACCAAAGAUGAACCCUGCCCUAUAUGGUGCACCACCAGCGUAUGGUUCAAGGGGUAGCAAUUCAAUGUUAUCCCCUUUGGAAAUAUAUCAGCAGAGUUUUAAACAUCUUUCGGGUCUUUAUAAUUAUAACAAUCCGAACAAUAUACCGAAACCGAAUUUACCAAAUGCGCCCUUUGCAGGACCUCAUGAACAAUAUUUGGGUUUGCCAUUUACAAACCCUCAUGCACCGCAAACAAAUGGUUUACAAGAUAAGAACUAUUACCAAAACCUUUCAGCAGAGCAAUUACAACAAGCUAAUAAAGCCGCUGAGAGUCCAGGUAUAAAUUCUAAAAAUGGUGACAGCAUACCGACAAGUGUUAUAAAGAAGGGUGAACAAAUGCCAAAUAGAACAAACGAAAAUGGUCAAACGUUUCCUAACGAACCCAACAUUUUAAAAAACAUAAACUCAACCACAAAAAGUAAAACCGGUACAAUUUCUGUUAUACCGCAAGCACAGCUGCAAUCUCCAACAGCAAUCCCAUCCUCAAGCCCAUCAAUUUUGGCUUCGCCAACAUUAGCGCAUACAUCACAAUCAUCUACAUCAAUUCCACAAAGUAAUUUUGGCAAUAACUCAAUGCCGACACCACCAAGAAUAUAUCAGACAGCAACAUCUAUGAGUUCUGGGCAACAAUUACCAAAACCUAAUGUAUACCCACAAAAAUUAACGACAAGUACAGCUGCCGCAUUUGAGCGUUUUAAAAACAUAUACACUACCAGCAACUCCACGAAUGUAUCAAUGGCCAUUGCAAAUGCUCCUCCAAAAGUCUCACUUGCAACGUCCUCAAAUAUAACUACGACUACAUCAUCGAAUAUGGGAAUUUCUUAUGGCAAUAAAUUGCCAACAAUAGGAACAUCGAACGACUUUUUAAAAGUAAGCAAUGAAAUGCAAAUUAUUCCCACCACCAGCCCACCCGGCACUUCUAGUAUUUCAAAACAGUUUAAUGAGAUAUCGCCAAGUAUUUCGCUAACAGCUUUGAAUGAUUUAAAUGUUAAAACAAAACCCAGUGGCAAUAUAUCUCAAAGUAAUAAGCAUCCAAGUCAGACAUUUAUUUCGUCCAACAGCAAUAAUGCUAACAACAGUAAUAGUGGCAGCAAAACACUACAAGUAUCACCAAAAAUAAUACAACCAAGGAGUUAUGCCAAUAAAAAAUUAACAUCGAAAGCAAAAGAGUCUGGUAGCCAGAUUAUGUCAGCUCCAGGUGUCCCGCCUAUGCUUCCAACGACAACGUCAGCAACAACAGCAGUUCCAUUUGCCAGGUUAGUUGCAGUGUCUACUGCAAUGGCAGCCAGUAAUAGUACACCAGCAAAGAAUGUAACAAGUACAAUAACAGCGCAAGGAAAAUCAAAGCUACCACCACUCUCACCAGCACCAACCAGUGCAACAUCUAAUAUAGCUGUAGUGACUCAACGCACACAAUCACCUGUGGCCGUCGCAGUAAUCAAACGAAACACCGGACCAAGUCCUUAUGUUAAACGUCAAAAUGAACAGUCAAUCAAUAAUACAGACAUGCCCCAAUUAACACCAAAAGCAACACCACCGUUGAGAUCAAGAUCUUCUACGACUUUAUAUGGCCCGAAUACGUAUGGAACAAAUCAACACAAUACAAAUAUUGGUAAAUCUCAGUCAAGCUAUAUGCUAAAUAAAUAUGGCUCACCUGCUUUACGAGAUAAUGCACCGAUUGGAACUGGUAUUAAGCGUACAUUAGCAAAGUCAGCAGCACCACCAACGUUAACUCCAGCACCGCGAAACGUUUCUGCUGCGACAAUAACAGCAGCAAAGGCUUUAGCAGCUAUGAAAACUACCACCGGUGCAACCAUUAGCACAAAUAAAUUACCAGCACAACCCAUACCAACUCAUCUUUUUGCUAAUACAAUGGCAAAUACAAGGACACUUAGCAGUAUAUCAACUGCAACGCCAUCCUCUUUAAGAGCUGUUAACAUUCUACAAUCAGGUCGUGGCGCCACAAUUAGUUCUGCUGGCAUUUCUACGGCAAGACCAGCUAAUAGUCCAACAACAGCAGGAGCAAGAACAGUGACUGGUAUUAAUAAUCAAACAAUACGUACAAAUACACCUUCGACGCUUUCUAUUAAGAAUAUCGGUUCCUUGCCACAGAGACCACCAAAUUUAAACGCAGUACAGAAAACUGUUGCGGGUGGUCAGUAUAUCAUUGAAGGGAAUAUUAACGAUAGACGUAUUGCAAUUGGUACACCAACCAAAAGCGGUGGUGGAACUACCAUAACCAAAGUUCCGGUGCAAACUAAAAGGAAGAUUGAUACGAAUGUUUUACCCAAAGAUUUUGAUAUAAAACGCGCUAAAAUGACUUCAAAUAAAGUGACUAAAUAAAUAUAUACCUUUGUUUUAAAAUUUUAUAC